UGCGUUAAUCAAUCAUCGUCCUCCAACGAACAGAACCAUAACUCCACUCAUGUUUCACGACUGAUGUCUCCCUCCUUGUCCCAACAAUAGAAAAAUUCCACACAAAACGCCAACCAAAGUAUAAACAUUUUAUGCAAGAAACACACCUCGGUAUUAUGCUCAGCAGUCAUACCAAACACUAUUAAAUUGGAGCUUGAAUUUCACUGUUUUAACACUGAAUCCAUGCGCCUGUGAUAGCAGCAGCUAGAGCAAACACAAGCAUCCAUGGCUUCUUUUCAUCUUCUUUGCAAUACUUUUCAUUUCCAACCAUCUUGCAAUCUAUCAAGUAAAAGCAAUAUCUCUUCGUUUAAGCCCCGUGGGCCUUUUUCUUUUUGUCAACAACUUCAAUUUCCAAAGACCCCAGUUGUUAAAGCCACAGGAAAGAAAGUAGAGCUAGUGUAUGAUCCUGAUGGAAGGAUAAACAACUUGGCUGAUGAGGUGGAUAAACAGGCUCCUCUCUCAAGGCUCACUCUUUUCUCACCUUGCAAGGUUAAUGUUUUCUUGAGAAUAACCAGUAAGAGAGAAGAUGGGUAUCAUGAUUUGGCUUCUCUAUUUCAUGUGAUUAGUCUAGGAGAUGUGAUUAAAUUCUCUCUGUCGCCAUCAAAAAGUAUUGAUCGAUUAUCAACCAAUGUGUCUGGUGUGCCCCUUACUGAAGAUAAUUUGAUCAUUAAAGCCCUUAAUCUUUACAGGAAAAAGACCGGCACAGAGAACUUCUUUUGGAUUCAUUUAGACAAAAAAGUGCCCACUGGGGCAGGGCUUGGUGGUGGGAGCAGCAAUGCUGCAACUGCCCUGUGGGCCGCAAAUCAAUUUAGUGGUUGUCUUGCUACUGAGAAGGAACUCCAAGAAUGGUCAAGUGAGAUUGGUUCAGAUAUCCCCUUCUUUUUUUCUCAUGGAGCAGCCUACUGUACUGGUCGUGGUGAGAUUGUUCAAGAUAUUCCUUCACUAGUACCUUUGGAUAAGCCAAUGGUUCUCAUAAAGCCCCCACAGGCAUGUUCAACUGCAGAAGUUUACAAGCGCUUUCAAUUGGACAAAACCAGUCAAGCUGAUCCUUUAACAUUGCUAGAGAAGAUCUCAAGGAAUGGAAUAUCUCAAGAUGUUUGUAUCAAUGAUUUAGAGCCCCCUGCUUUUGAAGUUCUCGCCUCUCUCAAAAGAUUGAAACAGCGUAUAGCUGCAGCUGGCCGUGGACAAUAUGAUGCUGUUUUUAUGUCUGGGAGUGGAAGCACAAUAGUUGGGAUUGGCUCACCAGAUCCUCCACAAUUCAUAUAUGAUGAGGACGAGUACCAGGAUGUUUUCGUGUCAGAGGCCAAUUUCGUUAAUCGUGAAGCAAAUCAAUGGUAUCAACAACCUGGUUCAAGUUCAACAAUUUGUGACUCUCCACCUGAAUUUACCCGCUCUAUCGAGUGAAUUAUUAUUAUUCUCUUGCUGUAUAAAAACAAUGGAAAGUUGGGAGUAGAGAAAUCUUUGGACAGUUGAAGCUGGGAUGGGAUGGGAGGGAGGGUGCCAUCAGGAUAAAUGAAUAUUCUUCAAUGAGCGUUAUGCUCUAGUGAGUGGAAACCGUUUGUCAUCGCCUCGCCAAUUAUGAUAACAAGUUAAAUGUAAGGGAAGGGGGGGGGGGAAAGAGAUCAAAAGCAAAGGACCUUUGAGAAACUAGAAUGAUAUUCACCAACAAUCAACACAGGGAACCAGCACCAACAUCAAAUUCAAACACAUUUUGAGGUUUUCUUUU
Populus nigra (black poplar) is the source of this 1765-nucleotide messenger RNA. Its product is annotated as 4-diphosphocytidyl-2-C-methyl-D-erythritol kinase, chloroplastic/chromoplastic-like. The transcript has 11 exons. The record is from RefSeq and is a predicted model, not a curated record. Gene Ontology annotation, cellular component: chloroplast. Gene Ontology annotation, biological process: terpenoid biosynthetic process. Gene Ontology annotation, molecular function: 4-(cytidine 5'-diphospho)-2-C-methyl-D-erythritol kinase activity; ATP binding. Bases 265 to 1443 code for a protein of 392 amino acids. NCBI's taxonomy places the organism in Eukaryota, Viridiplantae, Streptophyta, Magnoliopsida, Malpighiales, Salicaceae.